AUGGCUGCCGUUUCUGUGUCGGCUGAGACUACGCGAAACUUAGCAGUGGCCUAUCCAAUUGAAUUUCUGUUUGACCUCGACAUGGUUCUGUCCGGCGCCGACGACUUCGGUUGCUGUCAGAUCAGCGCUUCGGAUUCCCUUGUGGCGGAUUUGCCGACGGUGGUGGCCGAUGUUUGUGCCGUUUGUUUGGAGGAUUUCCGGCCAGAUGAGGACGGAAAACAAAUCCCCUGCGGACACGUGUACCACGAAUCUUGUAUUUCCUCUUGGCUCGCCGUCGCCAACUGUUGCCCUCUCUGUCGGUGCCUCAUCGCCGGUCAACCGCCGGAAUCGCCUUCUUCAACUUUGAUCCGACGGUAG
Molecule: messenger RNA, 357 nt
Organism: Cucurbita pepo subsp. pepo (vegetable marrow)
Lineage: Eukaryota; Viridiplantae; Streptophyta; Magnoliopsida; Cucurbitales; Cucurbitaceae
Product: E3 ubiquitin-protein ligase RING1-like
Biological process (GO): ubiquitin-dependent protein catabolic process
Molecular function (GO): ubiquitin protein ligase activity
Source: RefSeq, a predicted model, not a curated record